UUGUGGUCCGUAUUCCAAUUACAGGUGAAUUUCAAACAAGCCCUUGGUGUUACCUCGAUUUUGCGGCAAGCCUCUUCAGCAGACUGCCGCCGAACCAGCGACACAAGAUUCGCAAUCUGCGUUUAACCCUGUACCAGCCUCAGUCAACCUUCUCUUCCUUUCUUCCUUUCUAUCGGAAAGGUGAACUGAACCAUGCCGGAUGUGCAUUCCAUUGUCAAUGAGUUUGCAAACAAGCUUAGAAAACGCAAAAUUGAGGGCUCAAAGGCCACCUCAAAACAGACAGCUGAGCUGCUUCGUUCUGUAAUUUCGCAGCAGCGAGUACCUCAUACUAACCAGGCUGGGGCUCUUAUCAAUGCCAUAAGCGCUGUGGGAGAGCAGUUAAUUGCAGCGAAUCCUGUGGAACUUGCUGUUGGUAAUAUUGUAAGGCGAAUUUUGCACAUAAUUAGGGAGGAAGAUCUGUCUUUAGCAACAGCUGGUAUAGGUGGGUUGAAUAUACCUGGAAGUGAUGAUGAAUUCGAAGAUGAGCAAUAUGAUCCUGUUUUACCAGCAGCAGCAGCAGCUGCUGCUGCUAGAAGCACUUUACGUCCACCUUCCUUGCAGACUCUUCUUGAAGAUGUCCCCCACUCUGGAGCUGCUCCUCACACUUCUUCAUCUGGAGUGGAUUCUGAAGGAAAAAGCAAAUCUGCUGAUAGGAGUUCAAGAAGUAAAACGCUGAAGCAUAAUGUCAUUGAGGCAGUCAAUGAACUUAUUUUAGACAUUAGCACUUGCCAUGAGCAGAUUGCGGAGCAAGCCGUGGAACAUAUUCAUCAUAAUGAGAUCAUAUUAACUCUUGGAAAUUCGAAGACAGUUGUUGAGUUUCUCUGUGCUGCAAAAGAGAAGAAAAGAACUUUUCGGGUAUUUGUUGCUGAAGGUUCUCCAAGAUAUCAAGGGCAUGUUCUUGCAAAAGAGCUGGUUUCCAGAGGAUUACAGGCAACAAUAAUUACCGAUUCUGCAGUUUUUGCAUUGAUUUCUAGGGUGAACAUGGUUAUUGUAGGAGCUCAUGCUGUCAUGGCCAAUGGUGGAGUUAUAGCACCUGUUGGGUUGCAUAUGGUUGCACUCGCUGCUAAAAAGCAUGCUGUUCCUUUUGUGGUGCUUGCUGGCAUUCACAAGUUGUGUCCCCUGUAUCCUCAUCACCCAGAGGUGUUACUGAAUGAGCUGAAGUUUCCAUCUGACCUUCUGGACUUUGGAGAAUUCUCAGAUUGCAUGGACUUUGGGACUGAUUCUCGCUCCCCUCUGCUUCAUGUUGUCAAUCCUGCAUUUGACUACGUGCCUCCCAAGCUUGUUAGUUUAUUCAUUACUGACACGGGAGGGCAUAAUCCUUCAUACAUCUACAGGCUGAUCGCGGAUUAUUAUUCGGCUGAGGAUCUGGUGCUGCAAAGGAGACCGAUUUCUUCUUCUUAGAUUUCAGAGCUGUCUUUGCCCUUUAUUUAUCUUUUUUAUGUAUAUUUGAAGUAAGUCAUUUACUCGGUGAGAUCGAAAUGGGCAUGAUCUAAUCCUGUUUUGUAGUUUUUGGGUGUGAACCAUAAGAAGUUUAAAUGUCAGUAAGAAAUUACUGAUGAAUCUUACCUGCCUUGUCACCAAAUUAUGUUUUUUUGCUUGUUUUUUUGGGGGUAUUUUUUUAAAGGUAUUGGGAGGAUUAUAACCAGGCUAUUUUGUGCAAUCUCUUACAUAAUUACAAUCUAAGUGGAAAUUCUCCCUUUUGAAAGUGAUUUUAUUAUUUAUUAUUAUUUGGUAUAA
Molecule: messenger RNA, 1776 nt
Organism: Impatiens glandulifera
Lineage: Eukaryota; Viridiplantae; Streptophyta; Magnoliopsida; Ericales; Balsaminaceae
Product: translation initiation factor eIF-2B subunit beta
Exons: 10
Coding region: 193-1440 (415 amino acids)
Biological process (GO): translational initiation
Cellular component (GO): eukaryotic translation initiation factor 2B complex
Molecular function (GO): translation initiation factor activity; guanyl-nucleotide exchange factor activity
Source: RefSeq, a predicted model, not a curated record